GAGUGUGGUGUAAUCUUACCAUGGGAUAUGCCGUUGUUGUUUAACGAAUUGGAAGUUUUCAUAACAAACACCACUUUACUGACAGCAGGGAGUACAUAACUCGGCCAUCCCCUUGGAGACGCCACUGUUGAGAAUGUGGAGAUGGGUAGACCGUGCGUAUAAUGUUUGAUUCCCUGUCCAAGGCUCCUGGAGUUCCUAUACUGCGUUUCUGAUGCAAUAGUUCAUGUCACGUAUCUACUAGCAGGGAGUUCACAACUUGCCCACCCCCAAAUUGGCCAACAGGGCGACGCAACUGCCGAGUGCGCGACAUUCUGAGAGUGGGGCACAGAGGAGGAGACCCCAGACAAUUGGAAGGAUCAGUAGUAAUCCCUUCUGGCACAGUCUCCCUGGGUAUUCUUGGGAUUCUGCCUAGCUUACCUGGACGAAUACCUGCCCACAUGUUCACCACAUCUCCAUUUACGCAAAAUCAUAUCCAUGAGAAGAACAGAAUUGAUGUGAUAUACCUCUGAUACGACUGGACCGUCAGUGACACUGAUACACCGGAGGGACUCACUAGAUUAUACAAUGGAUGGGGAGAUGGAAGAUAUAGCAAUUGAGAAGCAAUCUCUGACCACCCAACAUGAAGACAACGUGAGUCAUGGAAGUGGAGAAGGCGUGUCUCGUGACGUAUGGGCGCGAAAGACAGAAUAUAUCCUGUCUUUGAUUGGUUUCUCUGUGGGAUUGGGUGUGGUCUGGAGAUUUCCUUACCUGUGUAUGCGCAACGGAGGGGGUGCUUUCCUAGUUCCUUUUUUCAUCUUCAUGUUAAUCUGUGGAUUCCCGCUAUACUUCAUGGAGUUGAGCCUUGGACAGUUUUCCGGAAAAAGUCCGUUAGUGCUAUGGUGUAUUUGCCCUUUGUUUCAAGGCUUGGGAUUCUGUAUGGUGACGAUUUCAUUCAUAAUAACAUGGUAUUAUGGCCUGGUGGUAGCCUGGGUCCUGUGUUAUCUCUUCUACUCCUUUUUCCCGACGUUGCCCUGGGCGUCAUGCGAUAAUUCCUGGAAUUCCGAAAACUGUGUAGUCCUGCGGUCAGCAAAUCCUAGCAAUGCUUUAAAUUUUACAUUGCUGAAUGGGAGUACAUUCCUCAACGCAUCAUAUGAAAUCAACAGAAACAUCAGUGUCAAUACCUCAUCUCUGGAACCCUCCCAGAAAUUCUACCCUACAGCUGCAACAGAGUUCUGGAGAUACAACAUUCUCGGGAUAUCCUCUGGUAUUGACGUCAUCGGCACACCACAAUGGCAUCUAGUCCUCACUUUGUUUAUUUCCAUGUUUGUGACCUUCCUGUGUGUAGUCAAGGGUGUGAGGUCUGUCGGUAAGGUGGCGUACGUGACUGCUUUACUGCCAUAUCUUCUCCUGACUGUUAUACUGAUUCGGAGCCUGACACUGGAGGGAGCUAUGACGGGCAUCAUAUACUACAUAAAACCAGACUUCUCACGACUCCUAACUGUAAAGGUAUGGUUCGAAGCGGCUCUCCAGGUGUUUUACUCACUAGGACCUGCCUAUGGUGGGGUUAUCACUAUGGCUAGCUACAAUAAGUUCCACAACAGAUGUUUGGGUGACGCAGCGUUGUGCACCACCGUCGACUGCUUCAGUAACUUUUAUUGCGGAUUCGUCGUCUUCAGCAUUCUCGGAUUUCUUGCUCAUGAAUCUGGAUUAUCAGUCGAGGAAGUUGCCGAAGGAGGACCCGGUCUGGUGUUCCAAGUAUAUCCCGAGGCUUUAUCCCGCAUGCCUUUACCAAAUUUAUGGUCCGUUCUUUUCUUUAUCAUGCUCUUCGCUGUUGGUCUGGAUAGCCAGUUUGGCCAGUUGGAAACAAUCAUGGGAGGUUUGAGAGAUAUGUAUCCAACGACGUUUGGGAAACGGAAAAACGUCACGCUACUGGCUGUGUUCUGUGUCUUCUUCCUCAUAAGUCUUAUAUUCGCUACACCGGGAGGCGUUUUUGUUUUUACAUUGGUUGACUGGUAUUCUACAGCUUACUGCAUUUUUCUGACAGCUUGUUUUGAAUGCAUUGUAGUGGGAUGGAUAUACGGUGCAGAGCGCUUUAGCCGAGAUGUGGAAAUGAUGAUUGGCAGACAGGUGCCCGCAGCUAUACGUAUAUCAUGGUGCAUAAUUACACCUAUAGCUACAUUUGCUGCGUUUCUUGCUAGUGUGUUGUCCUUGGAGAGUCCGCGGUAUAGCGAGUAUCUGUUCCCCUAGUUAUACUCAUGUUUUGGGAGUAUUUAUAGCCCUCCUGGCUGUGUUACCAAUCCCUGUAGUAGCACUGAAAGGAAUCAUUUUGUCCAAAGGUCCCUUAAGAAAGAGAUUUAUGCGUUUGUCACGACCAAACCCCGAAUGGGCACCAAACGACAAGGACGCUUUAAUGACCUAUGAAGUAUAUGAAAACGCAGGUGGACUAUUGGAAAAGAUUAAAACAAACCUAUUUGGCCCGCAGUAGUCAAUGGAAAAUGACAAUCUGUAUAAUAAUAAACAAUUUCAUGAUUAAUUAACAGUUUUAGGUACUGUUUCAUAUUGAAAUCUUCCUAUCUGUUCAUAUAUGACUAUAUGCGAUCGUUAAAAGUAUAAAAUUAAAAACAAAAA
Messenger RNA from Pecten maximus, 2607 nucleotides. Its product is annotated as sodium- and chloride-dependent glycine transporter 1-like. Gene Ontology annotation, cellular component: membrane. Lineage: Eukaryota; Metazoa; Mollusca; Bivalvia; Pectinida; Pectinidae. The record is from RefSeq and is a predicted model, not a curated record. Gene Ontology annotation, biological process: sodium ion transmembrane transport. The transcript is spliced from 15 exons. Bases 565 to 2226 code for a protein of 553 amino acids.